This is a messenger RNA of Lethenteron reissneri (Far Eastern brook lamprey), 3544 nucleotides long. RefSeq names its product sodium-dependent serotonin transporter-like. Gene Ontology annotation, biological process: amino acid transport; serotonin uptake; sodium ion transmembrane transport. Gene Ontology annotation, molecular function: serotonin binding; serotonin:sodium:chloride symporter activity. The record is from RefSeq and is a predicted model, not a curated record. Gene Ontology annotation, cellular component: synapse; neuron projection; plasma membrane. NCBI's taxonomy places the organism in Eukaryota, Metazoa, Chordata, Hyperoartia, Petromyzontiformes, Petromyzontidae.
CGCGCCGCAGGAGCCAUGAUCCCCUCUCACGCCGCCACCAGCAGGGCCAAUGGCUUCGCCCCUCGCUACUCACCGGGACAGAACCCCCCCGCACGGGGCUCCUCUUCGGGGAACGCCGAGCUCAUACUGCUCAGAGACACGCAAGCACCGCCACCGCCAUCGCCAUCAUCAGCAGCAGCAGCACCGCCCGCCGUAUCCGACGCUCUUCUUCUCGAGUCUCGAGGUGCCGCGCUGAGUCGCGACCCCGCGGCGCCGCCGGGCAGCGCUGGGGAAGCUCCGCGAGACACGUGGGGGAGGAAGGUGGACUUCCUGCUGUCCGUCGUCGGCUUCGCCGUGGACCUGGGCAACGUGUGGCGGUUCCCUUACGUGUGCUACCAGAACGGUGGAGGAGCCUUCCUCUUCCCCUACAUGGUGAUGGUUGUGUUUGGGGGGGUCCCUCUCUUCUACAUGGAGCUGGCUGGGCAGUUCCACCGAACGGGAGCCAUCUCGCUGUGGAGCAAGAUCUGCCCCCUCUUCAAAGGCGUGGGCUACGCGAUCUGCGUGAUGUCGCUCUACGUCGCCUUCUACUACAACACGGUGAUCGCCUGGGCGCUGUUCUACCUCUACUCGAGCCUCACCGCGGAGCUGCCCUGGGCGCACUGCGACAACGCCUGGAACACUCCCCACUGCUCCGACUACUUCCUGCGCGACAACUCCACGUGGGGGGCGCACUCGCGAUCGCCCGCCGAGGAGUUCUACACGCGGCACGUGCUGGGCCUGCACAACGCGUGGGGGCUGGAGGACGUGGGCUGGCUGCGUUGGCCGCUCGUGGCGUGCGUCGCGCUCGUCUUCCUCGCCGUCUACUUCUCCCUGUGGAGGGGGGUGCGCACGUCCGGCAAGGUGGUGUGGUUCACCGCCACGUUCCCCUACCUGGUGCUGGGCGUGCUGGUGCGCGGGGCCACCCUGCCCGGCGCGUGGCGCGGGGUGCGCUUCUACCUCACCCCCAACUGGGACCGCCUCCUCGACAGCGAGGUGUGGGUCGCAGCAGCGGCCCAGGUGUUCUUCUCGCUGGGCCCCGGCUUCGGGGUUUUGUUGGCGCUGGCGAGCUACAACCCCUUCCACAACAACCUGUACAGGGACGCGAUUGUGACCAGCUCCAUCAACUGCGCCACGAGUUUCAUCUCGGGCUUCGUCAUCUUCACUGUGCUGGGAUACAUGGCGGAGAGGCGCGGCGAGAAGGUGGAGGACGUGGCGAAGAACAUUGGCCCGAGCCUUCUCUUCAUCACCUACCCCGAGGCGAUCGCCACGAUGCCCGGCGCGCCAUUCUUCGCUGUCAUCUUCUUCAUCAUGAUGGUCACCCUGGGGCUGGACAGCACGUUCGGAGGGCUGGAGGCGAUCGUCACGGCGGUGACCGACGAGUUCCCCCGUGUGUUCUCGCGGCGCCGCGGGCUCCUCCUGCUCCUCGUGGUGUUCACCUGUUUCCUGGGCUCGCUGAGCACGCUCACUCAGGGAGGCGCCUAUGUGGUGAAACUGCUGGAGGAGUUUGGCACCGGAGUGGCCAUCAUCGCUGUGGUUUUGUUCGAGUCCAUCGCAGUCUCCUGGUUCUACGGUGUCAGGCGGUUCUCGUCCGACAUUAAGGACAUGCUGGGCUUCACGCCCGGCUUGUUCUGGCAGGUGUGCUGGGCGGCGUUCUCCCCCAUCUUCCUCUCCCUAAUCUGCUUGAGCUUCCUGCUGACGACUCCGCAGCUGCGACUCUUUGACUACGCGUUCCCCCCGUGGAGCAUCUCCGUGGGCUACGUGGUGUCGGCCUCCUCCUUCGUGUGCGUGCCGCUCUACAUGAUCUACGCGCUGGUCCGCGCGCCCGGCACACUGCGGCAGAGGCUGCGCGCGGUGGUGACGCCUGAGGCGAAAGGGAGGUCUCAACCUGGCCUCGCGUCUCCCCUCGCAGUCACGUCCCACGCCUGAGCGAGACAGCAGGGGGCCUCUGGGCUUGCCCUGAAAGGGAGAGAGAGAGGGAGCAAGAGUUCUCGGCCUUGCCCCCUGAGAUGCUCCUGCGUGGCCCCGUGGGAGACUGCGGCUUCAGCAAAGAAGAGUUGAGAGUGGUGGGGCACUGCCAACUUCUGGAUCACCCCCACCAUGAAAUUGCAUUCCGGCGACGAGGAACUUAACAAAACGAUAGCAUCACACAUCACAACAACAACAACAAUGACACACGUCGAUUAUGGACCGAUGUAUACAAUCAGGGAACAACUAAUGCGUGGUAAUUGUUCCCACAAUUUAUUUAGGGAGCUGAGUGGUUAUGAGGUGCAGGAUGAUGAAGGGGUUGAGAAUGAGAUGUAUGAGUGGGUUGUGGAAGAGGUGCAAAGAGAACAUGUGAUUGGAGAUUCAUUAUGAGUGGGCUUGGAAAAUAUUGAAGAGGUUCAGGAAUCUGGGGAGCAUGGGGAGGGUGGAGAAUUGGGCCCAGGAAUACAAUCGUUACGUGGAUUAUGUAUUCACCUCAGAAACAAUUCUACCAAUGAUGCAACGUGUCAGCGUCACCUUAUACGUUUAAUACAAAUAUGUUAUUUGGUAACACUUUCUGACUAUGGAAGGGAUUGUCUUUUACUCAACAGCUCGUAAUGGUUAACCAUGCACAUGCAAGGCUAUACGUCAGGACACAUACACAAAAAAAGUUGGCAUUCUUUUCAGACCCCGUGCCGUGACGUGCGGUCUCCAACUCACGUGGGUGUAAAUCUUGACUCGCUUGUGUUGUCAUCGAAACGUCCGAGAUUUUGUUUAUUUUAUUUUUCAUUAAUUUGAACCUAUUUACGUGACUUUACCAGAAGACCCAAAGAAUAAUCACGUGGUGUACUCCGACUCUCCGGCCUCUCUCCUCGUGUGCGACGAAAGAAGGGCCAUCGCCCCAAAUGUCGCCUAGUGUGUACAGUACUCGUCAUUGUAAAGCUAUCGUGUUGUUGAGCUGUUGAGUUGUCAUUUGUGCUUGUGCGCCACUGCCAAACGCAGCAGCAGCAGUAACACUAAACAAUGCUUCAUAGGGAGGUUUGCCGGUGAAGAGGUUGAGGAGGUUACGGUGCACGUGAUGCAGGAGGAAGAGAAUAAUGAGAUAAGGCCCGGGCAGCCUUGUUUAGAGAUGGGAAACAUCGUGGAGGUUUGGUAGCUGCAGAGCUUGAAGAGGAGGAUGGUGUUGAGGAUGAUGUUGAGGAUGAGGAUGGUGUUGAGGUUGAGGAUGAUGUUGAGGAUGAGGAUGGUGUUGAGGAUGAAGAUGGUGUUGAGGAUGAGGAUGGUGUUGAGGAUGAGGAUGGUGUUGAGGAUGAGGAUGGUGUUGAGGAUGAUGUUGAGGAUGAGGAUGGUGUUGAGGAUGAGGAUGGUGUUGAGGAUGAGGAUGGUGUUGAGGAUGAGGAUGGUGUUGAAGAUGAGGAUGGUGUUGAGGAUGAGGAUGGUGUUGAGGAUGAAGAUGGUGUUGAGGAUGAGGAUGGUGUUGAGGAUGAUGUUGAGGAUGAGGAUGGUGUUGAGGAUGAGGAUGGUGUUGAGGAUGAGGAUGGUGUUGAGGAUGAGGAUGGUGUUG